Penicillium cosmopolitanum is the source of this 1746-nucleotide messenger RNA. RefSeq lists its product as uncharacterized. Lineage: Eukaryota; Fungi; Ascomycota; Eurotiomycetes; Eurotiales; Aspergillaceae. The transcript has 4 exons. The record is from RefSeq and is a predicted model, not a curated record. Bases 1 to 1746 code for a protein of 581 amino acids. Gene Ontology annotation, molecular function: FAD binding; proline dehydrogenase activity. Gene Ontology annotation, cellular component: mitochondrion.
AUGUCGUCUCUCAAUUCUUUGCGGCGACAUAUACCUCUCCUAAGUAGACACCGUCUCUUGCCGAAGCACUCCCCUUCCUAUUCCCGAUCUGUUUCAAAGGCGACCGCGCCAGUGUUUAAUGGCUAUCGGCCGCGCCUUGGCCACAAAGGAAUUGUACUUGUUGCCAGUGCUGCUGGUCUAACCACUCUAGGUCUGAUAUGGAAUGGACCUGGCAACAAUGUUGAUCAGGAUUCGCGCGAUAGAACUGCACUGUCCCAUGUUUCGCUGUCAAAGCUUAUUUCAGGCUGGAUCGCCUUCGCAUUCUGCUCUUCCUCGACAUGGGUUGACAUGAGCGAAGCCCUUUACAACUUCUUUUCGCGAAUCCCGAUCAUAUCUUCCCUGACUAGAGCCAUUGUCAUGCGAACGUUUUUCAACCAGUUUCUUGGAGGUGAAACAGCAUCCGAAUGCACGAACAAGAUUCAAGACCUACGAAGAGAGGAAAUCGGUACCUUAUUGGGGUAUAAUAUUGAGGCCGAACUUGAUGGGUCCAGCAAGGACACUCAGUUGAUUCUUGACCAAACACAACAUGUUCUAUCCUCUAUUGAUUACCAAGCCAAGCUUGCAAAAUCAUUCUGGCCACAAGGGUAUGCCACCAAUACUGGCGGUGACAAUCGAUGUUGGGUGCGAAUCAAAGUUACUGGAUUACUACCACAUCCAAUUGCUCUUUACAACGGCUCCAAGGCCAUCCUGAGGGCCAGAGAACAAAAGGGACUCGACAAAGACGUUCCUUACCCUGGACUACCCCAUGACGGCGACUGGGAAGCCGCUCUAAGCGGGACGGAGGUGACUGAUUCCGAUCGUACAGAGUUGGUAGAGCUUAGAGCCGUUCUCGAUAAGAUUGCAAGCAAAGCCAGAGAUGCCAACGUGCGUAUUGUUAUCGAUGCUGAGCAGUCAUGGUAUCAGCCUGUUAUUGAUAGUCUUUCUGACGAACUCAUGCGAAAAUACAAUUCGCUUGACGCACCCCCCACCUGCAUUGCUUCAUUCCAAGCUUAUCUUCGGAGGUACCCCCAGCUACUAGACCAACAAAUUCAGCGCGCCGAGGAAAAGGGCUAUAAGCUACUGUUCAAACAAGUUCGAGGUGCCUAUAUGGUCACCGAAAAUUCACGGUGGAAAGAAGAAGGUCGCGAAGGGCCUGGUCCAGUUUGGGCUACCAAAGAAGAGACUGACGCGAGUUACAAUUACGGAGUUGAGAAAGCCAUAUCUACGAUAUCCGAUCAGAUCAAGCAGCAUGGACGCUCGAAUCUCAGCGCCAUCUUGGCGACUCAUAAUUCAAUCAGUGUUGAUCUCGGAGUCGCACUGCUAGAAAAAUACGGCUUGGCCAGGCGCGAGGCCCAUGGUGACCAACUUGUUAUUUCCGAUGAAGCAGCAGGCAGCAUUUCUUUUGCUCAACUAUAUGGGAUGAAAGAUGAUCUCACAAACAAAAUUGUCGGUUCUAUUCGGGCGCAGGGUGGUUUCCCACUGGUUGUAAAGUCAAUGAGUUAUGGAGAUCUGAAGGAAUGCCUUCCUUUCUUAGCCAGACGGGCCACGGAGAAUAAAGCAGUCCUAGAAGGACGGGAGGUGCAGCAGCAGAGAGGGCGCGACUGGGACGCGAAAUUUGGCGGCGUCUAUUGCCUUUUAAGCACGAAUCAUGCAAUUCCUAGCUACUGUUUCAUAAUGCAAGGAAAAUCAGAUUUAUUGUGGGAAAUUAAUUUUCGAGCUUUGUCAUAG